AUGCACACUGGCAAGAAGCCGUUCGCUUGCCACUGCUGCCCGGCGACUUUCGCACGGAAAUGGAGCCUCGGCAGCCACGUGCUGACGCACACGGGCGAAAAAAAACACGGCUGUCCCACGUGCGGUAGAAUGUUCAGCCGCAAGGCGUACCUCGCGAAACACCUUCGCCACCACACGGGCGAAAAGCCGUUUAUGUGCCACCUCUGCCCGGCGGAGUUCGCGCUGCAGUCGAGGUUGCAGCGCCACUUGUUGACCCAUACAGACGAAAAGCCGUACAGAUGUGAAGAGUGUGGCAGAAGGUUCGCGCAACGGGUGAACCUAGUUCACCACAACUAUGUGCACACCCGCGAGAAGCCUUACGACUGCGACAGAUGUCCGGCCGAAUUCUCUCAUAAGGGUACUCUGAUCAGACACUACCUUACGCACACCAAGGAGAAGCCGUGGAAGUGCGGACUGUGCGACAAGACAUUCGCGCUCAAGUUCAACCUGAAGGUCCACUUGCGGGUGCACACCGAGGAGAAGCCGUGGAAGUGCGCACUGUGUGACAAGACGUUCUCGCAGACGUCCAACCUGAAGGUCCACUUGCGGGUUCACACUGGCGAACGACCGUUUCGGUGCGACCUGUGUCCAGCCACCUUCAAACAGCUGACUACCCUUCAUAAUCACAAGUGGACGCACACCUGCGAAAAGCCCUUCAAAUGCUGCGUGUGCGGCAGCAGAUUCACGCAGAUUGGUUCCUUCAACAGACAUAUGCGCACAUUCCACGCCGCCCCGAGCGCUGGUGAGAGCGACGUCGGCGACUGGGACCCUCCCAUUGUACAGCGCAACAACCUGCAAUGCGUUGUGGGAAAGCUGCAAGCAACAAAGCCCAAGAAACAGUCUGAAGACGCGAGCCGAGGAACGUCCGAUGUCGGCGAUACAUUCGUGUGUGACGUUGAUUCUGACAUGACAGUGUCUUAG
Messenger RNA from Rhipicephalus sanguineus (brown dog tick), 960 nucleotides. RefSeq names its product zinc finger protein 239. The transcript has a single exon. Gene Ontology annotation, biological process: regulation of transcription by RNA polymerase II. The record is from RefSeq and is a predicted model, not a curated record. Gene Ontology annotation, molecular function: DNA-binding transcription factor activity; RNA polymerase II cis-regulatory region sequence-specific DNA binding. Lineage: Eukaryota; Metazoa; Arthropoda; Arachnida; Ixodida; Ixodidae. The coding region runs from base 1 to 960 and encodes 319 amino acids.